AUGCAGUACGGCAAUCAAUCGCCUUCCUUUGGCCGUGAACCUUUACUCGCGUCUGCCCAAACUCCUGGCAUGAGCCAGCGCCUUUCUGAAUCAUCAUUAGCAUCAUACGAACAAUCUCACAUGUCACACAGAGGUAAUCCCAACAACGCAAGCCCCGCGUCUUACGCGUCUUUCUCUUCCGCAAAUCGAUUCGGUCCAACAGCUAAUAUCGCUCCCACAACCACUCCAUCUGCCUCAUCAGAUGCAGCCUUAUCAAGAGGCGCAUAUGCCGCCGGACCAAUGGAAGAUGACGAUGAUCUAGAUGAUCAUUUACAUACUUUUACAGCUGGAGAAAAGAAAGAUCUGAGCACACCGUUCGAUAUCACAUCAUGGAGAGGGUGGGCAAACGCUUUAACUCUCAUGUUUUUGGCUGUAGGAGGUGUAAUGCUUUUCGCUGGUUUCCCAAUUUUAUCUUGGUAUUACGGUAAUAGUAAUUCAUCAGGAGCAAAUACAUCUGGUUACAAUUUAGGUGGAAUCAAUGGUAGUGGUCAAUACCCAUCCAUCACAGGUUUACCUCAACUUAUCGAUACCGACACACCUUCAGAUGCUUACACAAAGACGGGUGCAGAUGGAAACGAAUGGAACCUUGUUUUCUCAGAUGAAUUCAACAAGGACGGAAGAACUUUCUACGACGGUGAUGAUCCUUUCUUCCAAGGUGUCGAUUUCCACUAUUGGGCAACUGGUGAUUUCGAAUGGUAUGAUCCUUCUGCUGCCACCACUGCCGACGGCCACCUUGUUCUCACCAUGACUCAGGAAAACAUUCACGAUCUCAACUUCAAAUCUGGUAUGUUACAAUCUUGGAACAAGCUCUGUUUCAACAAAAAUGCAUAUAUCGAAGUUUCUGCAAGUCUUCCCGGUACCACAACCGUCGGUGGAUUCUGGCCUGGUAUCUGGACUAUGGGUAAUCUCGGUCGACCAGGUUACGGUGCUACCACUGAAGGAUUAUGGCCUUAUACUUACGAUUCUUGUGAUAUCGGUACUCUUGCCAACCAAACAACUGUAGACGGUACCGGUCCCGAUGCUACCCUCACAACCGGAGCCAGUGGCGGUCCCCUCUCUUAUCUUCCAGGUCAACGACUUUCAGCCUGUACUUGUGCAGGUGAAGAUCACCCUGGCCCAAACGUCGGUGUUGGUCGUGGUGCCCCCGAAAUCGAUAUGAUCGAAGCCCAAAUUAUCUUAUCAGAGCAACGAGGAGAAGUUUCCCAAUCUUUCCAAGUCGCUCCAUUUGACGAUUACUAUCAAUUUAACAACGCCAGUGGCAUGUUCAAGCAGUACGAUACAGAUCUUUCUUAUUGGAAUACUUAUUUAGGUGGUAGUUACCAACAGGCUGUGUCAACUCUUACUCGAGUCCCAAGAGAUAUCUACUACAGUCAAUCUGGAACCAACGGACAAUUCACCACAUUUGCUGUAGAAUGGCAAGCUUUCCCCGACAAAAGAGAAGACGGCUACAUCGCUUGGUACAGUGACGGUACACCAAGUUGGACAAUGUAUGCCGAUGCCGUUGCCGCCAAUUCUCGAGUUGAGGUAGGAAGGAGAAUUAUUCCCGAAGAACCAAUGGCUUUAGUCUUCAACUUUGGAAUGUCAAACAAUUUCCAAGCUGUUGACUUUGACAAUUUGAUCUGGCCAAAUUAUGUUCGAAUCGAUUGGAUCCGAGUGUAUCAGAGAACUGACACCGGUACCGUCGGUUGUGAUCCUUCAGACUACCCUACGGCAGAUUACAUCACAAAACAUGCAACAGCCUACAACAACGCCAAUCUCACAACAUGGGCUGCAGCUGGCCAAACUUUCCCCAAGAACAGACUCAAGGAUACUUGUUAA
Messenger RNA from Kwoniella shivajii, 1857 nucleotides. RefSeq lists its product as uncharacterized. Lineage: Eukaryota; Fungi; Basidiomycota; Tremellomycetes; Tremellales; Cryptococcaceae. Gene Ontology annotation, cellular component: endoplasmic reticulum membrane; plasma membrane. The record is from RefSeq and is a predicted model, not a curated record. The transcript has 6 exons. The coding region runs from base 1 to 1857 and encodes 618 amino acids. Gene Ontology annotation, molecular function: glucosidase activity. Gene Ontology annotation, biological process: (1->6)-beta-D-glucan biosynthetic process; fungal-type cell wall organization.